Hirsutella rhossiliensis is the source of this 705-nucleotide messenger RNA. RefSeq lists its product as uncharacterized. Lineage: Eukaryota; Fungi; Ascomycota; Sordariomycetes; Hypocreales; Ophiocordycipitaceae. The record is from RefSeq and is a predicted model, not a curated record. Bases 1 to 705 code for a protein of 234 amino acids. The transcript has a single exon.
AUGUCUGAUGCCAUCUUUCGGCCGCGCCCGUAUGAGGAAAUCUACGCCGAGCAGGCAUACCUGGCCACCUCGCUCCAAGUGCAGUCCAGCAAGGCAAACGAGCUGCUCCGGCAGUACUCUUUGCUGGAGGAGGAGCUCGAGAACAUGACGGCGAGCAAGCAGCGGCGCAGGUUACGCAAGCGACUCAACCUGGUGCGGUCGCAGCUCACCGGGGCGGCAGAGCAGGAAAAGGCCAUCUUUAUCAGACUGAGCGAGGUAUACAUGGAGGUGCACAGCCGAGACGCGUGGGCUCAGGCGAGUCGGCCGAGGGUAGUGUAUCGGGGAGUCCUUGGCCAAGCUCAGAACCAUGCCGCGAUUCGGGGAUCCUCGUCGUGCAGCAACACGAGGCCCUCGACAUACCUGAGCGGAGCGUCGCCCGAGUUUGUGCCGAGGAAUCGUAGGGCCGUGCAGCGGCCUGCAGGCGCGCAGGCGGUGUCAGAGGCGGGUCAAGCGAGGCCACCAACGAGCUCACCAAGCGUGACAUCGGCGAGAGCCUCGGAGUCCGGCGACGCUGGCCUCGAUGUGAGUGACGGGGACAGCGGCAAGUGCCCGCGCGACCGUGGAUUGGGCUUCCAGUACAAGGCGGCCGCAGGGCGAGCCAAGAGCGGGGACGGCCGGGGCAAUCGGCUGAGUCUACCCAACUUGGAAUCGAUAUGGCCCAAUUGA